AUGAAAUCAGCAGUGACAACUAGCCUUGUUUCCAAAAGGUGGAGAUAUAUUUGGACUAAUUUAGUUCAUCUUGAUUUCGAACACCCUGAUUUUCAUUUGAUCCGCUGCCCUUUUCCCAGACCAUUUGAUUAUAAAAGAGAUAGAUAUUGUAAAUGGGUUAAUAAGGUUAUGACUGGGAAUCGUGCCUCGCAUUUGAGCACCUUCAGAAUUCAUUUUCCUCUUAAUGGACGACGAUGGAAUACGGCUCAUAUUGAUAAGUGGAUAGCUAUGGCCUUAAGCAAAAAUGUAAGCAACUUGGAGUUGAACUUGUCACAUGAUACGGGAUUUUGUAUUACGAAUAAGUAUACUUACAUAAUUCGACAGGAUGUUCUCUCCAAUAAUAAUGGAAUUACUACCCUCAAAACUAUUCACUUGGAAGCAUUAGUAGUCGAGGGAGAUGUGGUUGAACAUGUUUUGUCAAACUGUCUUAAUCUUGAUCGUCUAACCGUCAAGAAUUGUGAAUUUUACUUGUGUGGAUCGGUAUGGACUUUUCCUAAAACACAAGUUGUUGUUGCCUCCUCUAAGCUGAAACACUUAGAGUUAUAUGGUUGUGCCAACAUUAAAUCAAUUCAGAUUUCAGCUCCAAAUCUUACUUGGUUUAAAUUCAUGGGUGUUGAUACAAAAAUACAAUAUACUAGUGUUCCGGCACUUGUAAAUGUAACCUUUGAGGGUGGAUAUUGGUAUCACGAGCACAAAUUGAACGUCUUUUCAAAAUUUUCUAAUCAGCUUGUGCAACUCUCUCUUUCCUGGUCUCUACAGGAAAAAUCUCUUCCAACUAAGUUUCCGAGUUUUCCUAAUGUUAAGCAAUUGGAGAUAUAUGUAAUGCUUUCAGACAAUGGAAAAGACAAUCUUCUUGCUUUGAUCCCUUUCAUUAAGGCAUGUCCAGUAUUGCACACCUUAAAAUUGAAGCUUCUUCCCAUUUAUGGAAUAUCAUGGCCGGCGAAGUUUGUACAAAGUGAUGUUGAAAUUGAAACAAUACGUGCCCAUAAGCACCUUUCUGUUGUAGAGUUUGCUCGUUUUUCAGGAACUGAAUCAGAGGCGAAUCUAGCACUUUUUCUGGCCGAGCAUGCUCCCAUGCUUAACAAGUUCAUUUUUGAUCCUCAUCAGCCUCAAGCCGGUGGAAAUACACACAUGCAUGUGGAGUUUGCAAAUAUGAUUUUGUAUGAACAUAUCAGCCUAUGGAGAAGAAAAGCAGAGGAUCUUGCAAAACGAAUUCGAGGAGGUGUUGAUGUGGUGAUUCUAUAA
Chenopodium quinoa (quinoa) is the source of this 1284-nucleotide messenger RNA. Its product is annotated as putative F-box/FBD/LRR-repeat protein At1g78840. The coding region runs from base 1 to 1284 and encodes 427 amino acids. The transcript is spliced from 3 exons. Lineage: Eukaryota; Viridiplantae; Streptophyta; Magnoliopsida; Caryophyllales; Amaranthaceae. The record is from RefSeq and is a predicted model, not a curated record.